Messenger RNA from Zea mays, 2094 nucleotides. RefSeq lists its product as uncharacterized. The record is from RefSeq and is a predicted model, not a curated record. Lineage: Eukaryota; Viridiplantae; Streptophyta; Magnoliopsida; Poales; Poaceae. Gene Ontology annotation, cellular component: cytoplasm. The transcript is spliced from 6 exons. The coding region runs from base 183 to 1529 and encodes 448 amino acids.
CCGCAUGGGCCUGGAACCCAUUUUUUUAAUUUGCCAAAGGGGCCUGGUGCGACUCGUCGAAUUUCUCACUCCGAUGUGCUAACCUAGUGGGAUUUCUUUCUCCUCAAAUCACACGCUGCCGCCGGCUGAUCAGAUCCAGCGCCUAACCCGGCGGCUCCGGCGACGGUGAGUCGCCGGCGUCCAUGACACCGGCCGCGGCGUGGUGCGCGCAGCACCGCCUCCGGUUCCUCCUACCGUCCCUCUUCCUCGCGCCCGUCCUCUUCUUCCUCCUGUCGCCGCCGUCCUCUCCGCCCUUCGUCAGCCUCCCCGCCUCCGGAGAGCUGCCUCCUUUAAGCUCGCGGCUCAUAUGGGCGCAGCGGUGGUUGGUGGAGUGGCGCCCGUGCGGGUGGUGGCGGACGGCGCCAUUGCAAGCUCCGUCCAGGAGGAACGGGUACAUCCGAAUAGAUUGCUACGGCGGUCUCAACCAGCUGCGACGUGAUUUAUGUGACGGAAUUGGGGUUGCACGACUUCUGAACGCAACAAUGGUUCUACCCAAGUUUGAGGUUGCCGCCUAUUGGAAUGAAUCUAGUGGCUUUGCAGAUGUUUUUGAUGUUGAUUACUUCAUUGAGCAGACUAGAGGAUAUGUGGAAGUUGUUAAGGACUUGCCUGCAGAGAUAGCGUCCAGAGAACCAUUUAAGGUUGACUGCAGUAAACGGAAAGGACAUUUUGAUUACGUUGAAACGGUACUUCCAGCUCUCUUGGAGCAUCAAUACAUCUCAUUGACACCUGCCAUGAAUCAAAGAAGGGAUAGAAACCCCGCAUAUGCAAAAGCUUCAUACUGUCAAGGCUGUUACAGCGCUCUCAGGUUGAAUAAGAAUGUGGAAUCCAAAGCUGUUGAGCUCCUCCAAGCCAUACCAAAACCCUUCUUAUCCCUUCACCUGAGAUUCGAACCAGAUAUGGUCGCUUACAGUCGGUGUUCAUACACUGGCCUUUCUUCCAAAUCAAUGGACUCCAUUGAAGCUGCACGCAGGGAGGGUAGGAAGGUAUUGACCGGUGACGCUGCCCGCCUGUGGAGGAACCGUGGCAAGUGCCCUCUGACACCAAGCGAAACAGCAUUCAUCCUCCAGGCGCUAGGCAUUCCUACAAACACAAACAUUUAUUUAGCUGCUGGUGACGGGCUAAUGGAACUCGAGGGUUUCACGUCCGUUUACAAGAACACGUACACCAAAUCGUCUCUCCUGACCCAUGAAGCUUUCGAGAACAUGCAUGGCAACACAAAGGCUGCUCUCGACUACUAUGUUUCGGUCAACAGCGACGCCUAUGUCGCCACAUUCUUUGGAAAUAUGGACAAGAUGGUAACUGCGAUGAGAACAAUGCAAGGUCUCCAGAGGACACUGGUCUUGAGCAGGAGGGCCUUCGCAAACUACACUGCCGCUGGGCUAGCAGGGCAGCAACUGGCUAAGGCUAUGUGGGACGCUCAUCGAGAGGAGUAUGUCAGAGGCAGGGGGUCGGCUCUGCCCGAGUACUGCUUUUGUGAGUUCAAAUUGUAGCGCUAGUGGCUAAGUGAUAUGAGGUUUACCUAGACGGACACCUGUUGGCUUGGCGCAACUGUUAGAUCUCGCUGUGAUUGUGUAGACAUGAAUGAGCUGUUACUGCAAACGAGAUUUCAGUCAGAUGAGCUUCAACUGGGUACAGCUGAGAGACAUUGAUGUGUUAUGACCUGGCCUUCUGUGCGAGUCAGCUGCGCUGUAGUAUCUAGACCAAGUGGAAAUGCUCUUGUCAUAUCCCAUAACAGAGAUGCAGUUCAGGUGCUGCCGGACGUGAAACAGUAGUGUGUGUCUGUGAGCUACAACACGCGGGAAGGUUCGAGUAUGAUGAUCCAUCAGCCGAGCUAAGAGGAAAGGGGUACUUAACUGGUUUGGAGGACAAGCGGGCGACAGUUUUGGAAAUUCUGUUACUCUUCUCUAACAAACUGUAUUCUUCUCCCUUCCAGUCUCUUCAUCUGUUUUCGUUGUAAUUCUGUAUGCUGUUGAACUUGUGGAGAAAGAAGAGGAACAAUUUUCUUCUGAGAUUUGUGUGUGCGUUUGCACCGUUUUAUCACUGGUGAUCCUGUCA